AUGGGAAUCCUCAACGUCUUCGUGGCUCUCUCAGCUAGCGCCUUGUGCGCGAUGGAGGACCAGCUGUCUCUGGCGGCUCCCCUUGAUACCGGAGUCAACCAAGAAGCUGAAGCGCCAGCGGCGAAGCCUCAGCGGCCACAGGAGGGUCUUCCGAGUGUGCCGGCUGAUGAUACAGAAGUAAUUUCUGAAGCAGCAGAGACGUUUCUUCAAGCAGCAGAAGAACUUGAGGAAGACUCAGCAACGCAGGUCUCCACUGUUGCUCCUGCUGCUGCUGCUGCGCCUGCUCCUCCCGCGCCUCCUGCUGCUGUGCCUGCUGCAUAUGCGCCAGCUGUUCCUGCAGCUGCGGUUCCUGCAGCCGCUGCUGCACCUGCUGCUUCUGUUCCUGAGAAGCAAGACGCUUCUCCGGAAGAGGAAGCUAUGCGUGAGCUGGAGGGCAUUCUAGCUCGUGGUUCCCCUGAGGGAGACUCAGCAGCUCCGAGUACAGGCGUUUUUGCGCAAGCAGAUGCAGGCACUAGUGGAGGAACCGGUGGAGGAACCGGUGGCUCAGGUUCAGACACAUCAUCGACAUCAACGACAGCAGCACCAACAGCAACAUCGACAUCAUCUCCGUUUGAAAGUUCUGAGAAGCCUCGGCCGUCCGCUGCACCCUCUGCUGCUCCCUCGGUGCUUGCAGUGGGGCUGGCGGCAGCAGGUGGUUUCCUUCUGUCCCUUUUUUCAAUUUAA
Messenger RNA from Eimeria tenella, 723 nucleotides. RefSeq lists its product as uncharacterized. The record is from RefSeq and is a predicted model, not a curated record. The transcript is spliced from 3 exons. Lineage: Eukaryota; Apicomplexa; Conoidasida; Eucoccidiorida; Eimeriidae. The coding region runs from base 1 to 723 and encodes 240 amino acids.